UUCAAAAUUAUCUGUGUAGAUAUUACAGGACUAAAUCCGUACGUGAUAUCAGUAUAAAUUAUUCUGAAGGAUCUGUGUUGUGUAUAUGUACCACUGCAAUGGUGAAGGACGAAUGUAAGACGCUUUUAGAUGCCCUUAACAAAGUGUCUGCUUGCUAUCGACACUUGGUUAUCUGUGCUGGUGGGUCAUCAGACUCUCAGAAUUUACGCGAAGAACUGAAGAAAACCAGACAAAAAGCACAAAACCUGGCAAUUGCCAAUAAAGCCAAGCUAACAACUAUUUUAAAAGACAAAACUAUAAGCAAGGAUGAUCGAGCUGAAUUCGAAAGGCUGUGGGUAGUGUUUUCGACAUGUAUGGAGAUCUUGGAGAUCGAUAUGAGAAAAGCUCUGGAUCUGGGUCAGGAGUUUCCACUGAACCUUCCCACAAAACACCUCAUCCAGACUGGAAUGAUCGGGGGGACAUCUGCUGUGGCUGCCCGUGCCAUGAGUGUACAGAACAUGAAGUAUGAAGAGGGCAACAACAUUGACACUGUCGAUCUGAACGACUUGGAACAAGAUAUCAAUGAAAUCGGGGAAAUGAUGUACGAGAUGGAGAUGAAGGUGAAUGUACUUCAGUGGACAGUGGAGGCGAAGCAAGAACUGGGUACUGAACUAAAGUCAGCUGCCAGUGCGGGCGCUUCAUCGUUUGGCAUGAGGCCCGUGAACGAGGGUACAGACAAAAAGUUGUGCGACACCAAUAAGGUCUUUGCUGGCGCGAUGUUCACCGCUGUAUUAGUAUUUGCCAUUGUUCUCGCUCUCUGUGUUGUAAAAUUUGCUUAACACUUCAAUGUUGACAUGUUUUCAUUUACAUAAGGAAACAGCCAUUACAUUUUGGUUUUUGAAACUUAAGGAUUAAAUUGAACAGAGUUAAAGAUCACACAACACCAGGUUAUACUCCACCAGGUUUAUUUGGAAGCACUAGCUUUCGGAGCGCAGCUUCUUCAUCAAGUGGUUGUGUCAAAAUCAAAAAUUGAACAGAACUUCGUUAAAGGCAAUUACGUAACUUGCUGCAUGUUUACGUUCGCAGUUUAUUUUCUUUCGGGAAAAUGGAGACAGCCACAUCAGUUAUUCAUCUAUCUAGCGCUUCCUAGAGUUAGGAACGUGUUACUUGCGGGUUAAAUAAUGUGUCUUAAGUAGUCAUAUAUCUUACGACUGUGCCUCAGUAGGACAGGAGAAUCGGUCCAGUAUAUCAACUGAAGUGUAUUCAUAAUGACCAGCAAUGUUUAAGUGUUAAUGCCAGUAUUCUGUAGUGAACUGGGUAAAUUAAUUCUGCACAAAUGAAGUUAAAUGUAUUGUACAGCAUUUAUGAUAAAUGUUAACUUAGAGAACUGAA
Messenger RNA from Chiloscyllium plagiosum (whitespotted bambooshark), 1371 nucleotides. RefSeq names its product regulator of G protein signaling 9-binding protein. NCBI's taxonomy places the organism in Eukaryota, Metazoa, Chordata, Chondrichthyes, Orectolobiformes, Hemiscylliidae. The record is from RefSeq and is a predicted model, not a curated record.